CAGAACAGCAACAGACGCAGACGUGGCAAGACAGCUCUCCUCAGUUAACAAAAGUGAUAGGGAGGCGAUGGCGACGAUCCUUGUGGCAGUGUUGACUGUCAUUCUGGCCUCGACGCUCGGCCAGACAUGUUGGUGGUGAUAAGGCGACACUGAUAAGCAGAUACGGCCGCUCCACCGACAAUGCCUCGCUGAUACUCCGUCAAGAAAGAACCAGAGACAGGACAGUCACAGCAGCGGUAGAGUGACUGACAGUCACCACCAGUCCGUACCCCCAAUCAUGGGCAUCACGCAGAGUCUUCUCAUGCUGCUGCUGUUCACCAGCGUCAAUGCCGCCGUGGGUCCAGCUGCUGUGGCCCACAGGGCCCCUAGUGCCAGUCUUUCCGACGCCCAGGAAACUCUCCUUAAUGACGCCAUGAGGAUCAUGAAACCCGAAAUGGAAGCCGCUCAAGAAAACAGUGACUUGUCCCUGGGUGUGGUACAGGAGACUGCCCACAAAGUGCUGCCGCCUCCUCUCUGGAAGAUCUUUUUCGAAGAGCUACCUGAGUUAAUGUCUAAGUCAAAUUAUAAACCUGAAGCUCAAGCAGAGUUUGAAAGUCUACCUAACUUUAACUGGCUGGAAAAGCUCACCUUAUACUAUCUGCCCAACACUACGAACGUAUCGCCCGAGUGUAGGAGAGACGUAAACGCCAUCAGCGCGGCAAUCGCUAAAGAGGAUAGCUGGGCGCAAAAAAUGGUGGACUCAUGGGGCAAGUUCUCGGACGGACUGCUGGCCGGGAACACAAUGCAGAUGGGUCUGCUAGACGAGUGCCUCUUAAUCUCCGUGGACUCUCAAGAUCCAGAUGCACACUUCAGAGGACAAUACUGCGCUGUCUCCAUUGGCAUGAAACCUAAAUCCAGGCAAGCACUGGAGGAAGGCUAUGACGAAGAGGAGGAAGAGGAAGAAGAGGGAGUAGAAGUGAUGAUUCCCGAACUACACAUUGCUAAUAUGAAAGGCGUACUGAAAAUGGCAUUACCUUACAACAUCAUGGCCACGUGCAUCCCUUCUACUUGCACCAAGGAGGAGUACAGGACAAGUUUGGUGGAUCAAUUGAACAACUCAGGGCUGACGUUAUCAACACUAGAGUGCCAGACGAAGGACCUGCCAACACUGCGGUACAAUGCUGCCGAUAUCAUCAUGAUCAUCACGCUUGUAGUCUUGGGCAUCCUGGUGCUGGUAGGGACUGUGGCAGACGUAUGGAUACAGAACUCAGAGAACCGAGAGGCUGCCCAAGGUCCUUUGCGUUACUUUAUCGUAUUCUCCUUUUACACCAACCUGUCAAAGAUCUUCAGAAUCAACGUGAAGGAGAAUGAGGAGGUCAUCUCUUGUCUCCACGGCAUAAGAGCACUAAGCAUGUGCUGGGUGGUGUUCGCCCACUCAUUCCUGCUAUCCAUCACGGCCAGUGCCAACAAAAGCCUCGUCACCCAGAUGGUGGCGGAGCAUCCCUACUUCUAUCAGAUCAUCCUGAACGGCUACCCCUCCGUCGACACCUUCUUCGUCAUGAGCGGCCUUCUUGUCUCCUAUAAUGUGAUGAAGGAGUACCAGCGAACGUCCAGAUUUAAUGCCCCUCUUUACUACAUUCACAGGUUCAUCAGACUCGCCCCGCCCAUCAUGCUGCUGUGUGGCUUCUUUGCUGUGUUCCCGCCUCUGUUCGUACAAGGCUCAGUGUCACCAAUAAUGACAACGAAGGGCAACAUGGUGGACAACUGUAUUAAGUACUGGUGGCGAGACAGUUUCUUCCUCAGCAAUGUAUUUAUCGGUCAGAAGGAUGGACAGACAUGCUUGCCGGUCUGCUGGUACACGGCGGUGGACUUCCAACUUUACAUCAUAACGCCGCUCAUGCUUCUGCCCAUAGUGUGCUUCCGUAGACCAAGAGCGAUAGUGUUUGUGUCCUGGCUGCUGAUAUCUGUCAUCGUUCCUAUGAGCAUCAUCGCAGGGUACCAGCUUCCUCCCACCAACGUGAUGGACACAACUCUACAGGCUCUGGGGGACUCGAUGAAGUACGUGUACACAAAGCCGUGGUGCCGCGCGUCGCCCUACCUAGCUGGCAUUGGUCUGGGUUACUUCCUGAGGGUGGUGGACAAGGAGAAAGUGCAGCUCAAAUGGUGGCAGGCGGUGCUAGGAUGGAUCGCUGCGCUGGCCACCAUGAGCGCCGUAGUGUUCGGCCUCAAGGACUACAACACCCUGACAAUGAAACCCCACGAGUAUGUGCCCGCGAUAAGCAUUCUGUACGGCGGCCUGCACCGCCUCGCGUGGGGCGUGGCGGUGGCCUGGAUGAUCUACGCCUGCCAUAUGGGAUAUGGAGGUCCCAUCAACAGUCUGCUGGGUCACCCCAUCUGGCAGCCACUCAGCCGGCUCACCUACCCCAUCUUCCUCAUCGCCCUCAAUGUACAGACCAUCUACUACAGCUAUUACUCCCGCCUGCCCAUCUACUUUACACCAUUCUAUAAGCUAAUGGAGACCGCGGGGAUCCUGCUCAUCUCGUCGUUCGGUGGAGUGCUGCUCUCCCUCCUGGCCGAGUCUCCCGUGCUGGGCCUUGAAAAACUCCUACUCAGAAAACCUACCACUUCUACUACUACUACGACGACUAUUAUUAAGUUUACUUGAUUUCUGCCUCGCCUUGUUUUCCCUCCCACUUCUCAUUUCCUUCUGUCCCUCUUAAACAUCCUUAAAUAGUACAUGUUGUUCGAUUUAGGUUGCCAAAUCAAUCAGUCAAUCAGUACAGUGCUUUUCUAUAUAGAUCUGUUAUGUUACUUUAUGAAAUAUAUAUGAGCGAAUGAUUAUAGGAUAGAAAGUAACAUGAAAAAAGUAACAGAUAAAUAACACAAAAAAAAGAAACAGAAGAAAGUAAAAGGAAAUAGAACACCGCAAAAAUACUUAACCUUUUUGUUGCCAUUUAGGAUCUAACAUAACCUAACUACUGCUAUUUUUUUUUUCCUAAAUACGAUUGCAACUGUUACUUUUCCAUAAUACCCUUUACCUUACAAGAAUGCUUUUUUUCGUUACUUUUCUCCUGGUACUUUCUUUCCGAGCACCAUAGUGAAUCGAUUAUGUGUUAAAGUUGUUCAUGUCAUUAUCAAUAAGCAGACAGGUGAGGGAUAUUGUCAGGCAUCAGUUGCCACCAGCGUCCUGAUCUAUCUUGCAGGUCUACGAGACACCUUGCCAUGAGGAUAUACAGGUUGAUGUAAAGAUAGUGUCUCAAACAAUGCAAUAAUGGUCUCAUGUGUAAUAUUCAUGUUUAUUGUUAUUUAGUCAAUGAUAAAAUAAUGUAUAAAUAUAUCAAAACCUUAUCGCAGUA
Messenger RNA from Portunus trituberculatus (swimming crab), 3335 nucleotides. RefSeq names its product nose resistant to fluoxetine protein 6-like. Gene Ontology annotation, molecular function: acyltransferase activity, transferring groups other than amino-acyl groups. The transcript is spliced from 19 exons. The record is from RefSeq and is a predicted model, not a curated record. NCBI's taxonomy places the organism in Eukaryota, Metazoa, Arthropoda, Malacostraca, Decapoda, Portunidae. Bases 278 to 2644 code for a protein of 788 amino acids.